GUGAGAUGAGGUCUUCUCUGUAGUGCGGUGAGGUUCGGCGAUUCUCGCUUGUCCUCAUGGAUGCUUGCCACAUGAUUGACCGCCAGGGUACAGCGGUACUUGCAGCAUGUGCAUGUUUAGACGCAUAGCAACAUGCAAGCCCGACUGAUUUCCGAAGCAGUGACUUGCAUGUUUCUGCCGGGCUAGGCCAUUCCAAGCUGGUUUGAUGGCACUCUUAAGACGGUGGAUGUCCCACUUUCCUUGCUUCUCUAGUUUUGCAGACUGAACGAUCGUACAUCCCCUCUUAAGCCUUUUUGCUGUUACGAAAAUACCGGGCAAGUAGCCACACACAGUCUACCAAGACAGAAAAGGAUACACACACCAUGGCCUCCGUCCAAACCCAAACAAUGUCUACCCCCCACACAUUCACAACCGUCCUACGCGGGCACAGCAACACACCCACCCUCAAACCGUCAACCCGCUCAACCCGCGCCAGCAAACCCCUCCUAGCCUAUUCACCCAACAUCGCCCCCGCGCAUCCAGACAUCAACAUGACGCUCCUCCGCAACAAGCUCAUACUCACAUGCCGGAACUACAUCCCCAGGUCUCUGCUCCACGAAGCCGUCGCCGAUGGGAUCUGGUCCUCGGCCUCACGCUGGAUAACACCCUCCUCGCAAACGGCAUCAAAAUACGGCAAGAGAAAGAGAUACUACGUCCUACACACCGACACUUUUACAUUCCAGCCCGUGAGUUCGGCGUGGGAAGCGCGCAUCGUCGCCGACUCGGCGCCCAUCGACGCAGGGAACGGGGUCGGUAUUUUCGUGAAGGAGAGGAAAGAGUGGACGGCGUUUAUGCGCGGGUAUAAGAGGCAAGGGAAACGGGGCGCGGGGCAGCUGCUUAAGGAGAAGCAGCAGAGUGUUGAGCGGGGCUGGAAGGAGGAGUGGAAGAGGAAGUGUGGAUUGAGCGGUGAGGGGGGUGGUUCGCCGGGGAAGGGGAGUGCAAAGAGGGAGGUUAAUGCGGGGCCUAUGUGGGUGCUUGUCAAAGGCGCUGUUGGUAGAAUUGUGAGGGGCGAAGCCUGAAGAUGGUGAUCUUGGGCUCGUCACCAGGACUGUUUGUUUCUUUGCAGCGUGGGUCUGGAUUUUUGC
Macroventuria anomochaeta is the source of this 1124-nucleotide messenger RNA. RefSeq lists its product as uncharacterized. The transcript has a single exon. The record is from RefSeq and is a predicted model, not a curated record. The coding region runs from base 363 to 1058 and encodes 231 amino acids. NCBI's taxonomy places the organism in Eukaryota, Fungi, Ascomycota, Dothideomycetes, Pleosporales, Didymellaceae.